Messenger RNA from Paramecium pentaurelia, 1299 nucleotides. Lineage: Eukaryota; Ciliophora; Oligohymenophorea; Peniculida; Parameciidae. The record is from the annotation of a GenBank genome assembly.
AUGGGGUAUUUCAAAAAUAGACCACCAUUCUAAAAGAGAAUAGCAAAUUCAUCUUUACUAAGUUAAUCUGAUGAAAUUUUAUUAGAUGAUCUAUUAUUCCUAAUUUCUUGUUUUGAGAAUAAUCAUUCAGAGUUUAUAACAAAAGCACCUUCUUAUUACAUUGAACAGUAUUUCCAAUUAACAUGUGAAUAGUAUGAAAAUACAUAAAACUUUAUAGGGAAUUUGCAAACUCAUAUAUAAUUAGGAAUAAAGUUCUUUUGACUUGUCAUUUAAUGUUGCACGAAUUUUAAUUAGGUAUUGAUUUUGCAGAUCACUUUUUGAAUUAGAAGUUUUUAAUUUUAAUGAAUCGAAAAUCACCAAGUCUUGUAAAAACAAAUUAAUAAAAAGAAGAAUGGCUAUCUGCUAAUAUAUAAUUAAGUUAUUUUUAAUAUUUACAAAAACUUGCUGUUAAUAUUUAAGUGUUUCAUGCUUGUAAAGUGUAGUAAUAUCCAUUAUUUUAAGAAGGAUAAAAGUUUAUUGAUAUAUAGACAAAGUUACUGUGGUUAUUUAAAAUAAGCAAUUUAGUACAUUAAUUAUAUAAAGAUUCAGGUAAAUAGUGGUUUGGGAUAGAUGGAGACAUUGAAAUCUGCAUUAUAAAUGGUACCUGAAGAUAUGUUGCUAAAAGAGAUAGUGUUAGUAUACUGGUCAGACAUAAUUGUAUUUUACAAUUUUUUAAGUAAAGAGGUAUUAUUAUAUUGGAAUAUUAGAUUUUAUAAUUAUUGGAUUAUUAUAGACAUUUAGCUACUCAUAUUUGUUUAUAGUUCUACGAAUUAUAUUUAUAAUUAUUUUAAAUAAGAAAUUCUAUAUCAGAUUUAUAUAAAUAUCGAAAACAUUUUGAUAGAGAUAAUGUUAUUAAAUAACCUAAAUGGUUUGAUAUUAAUAAACCAGUUCAUAAAUAAAUUGAAGAAUUUAUGUUGAAAUAAAAAUUAAAUAUGGGUAAUCAUACUGAUAGAGCUCUAUAAAGACCAUAAAUGUCAAGUAGAGGAUCAAAAUCAUAGAUUGCUUUUGAUACAAGAAUAGAUUAAACUAAAUUUUCAAGAAAAGAUAAUACAAUAAAAACACAUAGAGUUGGUAGAUAAGGAGAUAGUGAUGGAGAUGAUGAAGAUUUUGAAGAAUUGAAAUUAAUACUACAAAAUUCAAAUAUGUAAUCUAAAUUAGCCAAAAAGAAAUAAUAAUAAUAAGAAAAACAUUAAGAUUCUUAGAUGUCUUUCUAAAAGUAAUCUUAAGAAGAAGGUACUGAUUUACCUAAAGGUGAUUGAA